AUGACUUUGGACGGUGGCGUCAUCCCCCACAUCCUGUGCCAUCGUUGUUCUCGCAUCAUCCACUCCGACUGGGUUCAAGAACGACUCGCACGGCUAGAGCCAUGGACGGGCACCAGCACUUGGGCAUUGGACGGGGAUGCCGGCCAGGAAGAGAAACUUCGCUUCUUCCACUCUGAAAGCUUGGAGAAGCUGGAGGCAUCCGCCGCUGCCGGCUGCCACCUCUGUACUCUGAUCAGCAAGAAGGACCAAUACUUCGAAUGGUUCAAGGACGAGGAGCAUACGGGUGUCGUCCAGGUCGUCGCCUGUGCUGGGCAUUCCUCGGUCUGGCUGGAAACGAGCCGGAUACAAGAGCUGGAGAUCGACGAGGAUAUGCCGCAUGACUUGCCCGGACUGGACGACUGGCUGGAGGAACGGUACAGCCAGAGUUUGGACUUUUCUGGCGCAUGGAUCAUGGAUGACUUUGUCACUGUCCAGCUGCGCAAGGUUCAGAGUGAUACAUACUCCCCAGCAGCAGGCCCUGAUUCCAACCUCCCUCUGUCUGCCUCCUCGGAUGCUCCCCAAGUGCUUGAAUCCAUACAGUACUGGUUGAAAGACUGCGUCGACAACCACCCCGAGUGCAACCGCUAUUCCUCCACGCAAAAGGACCCUACUGCCAUCUGGCUGCCUACGCGGCUCAUCGACGUGGGAGAAGUCCCCGGCAAACUAGCCCCCCGGCUGGUAAUAUCGGCUGCCGAAGGCCUUGCCAAAAAGAAGGCACACUACCUCACCCUCAGUCAUUCCUGGUCCAUCUCCACGAAACCGCACAACUUGAAGCUGGAGACAGAAAACAUGACCCAGUUGCAAGACAGAAUACCCUUUGAUGACAGGCUGUCCAAGACGUUUCGAGAUGCCAUGAAGAUCACACAGCAACUCGGGUGCCGAUACAUCUGGAUCGAUUCACUGUGCAUCAUCCAAAGUGGGACAGAAGCCAAGAAGGACUGGCAAAGAGAAGGACUUACCAUGAGUGACGUCUACGGCCACUCUCGCUGUAACAUCACUGCACUCGGGACCGGUGGCAACGACGGAUGCUAUACCCCAAGGAACCCGUUGCAGACCAGCCCAUGUCGGAUCAAAGUGUGUGACGAAAAGUCCGCCAUAUACGCCGUCAACUCGCUCCUUGAAAACACUUUCACGGAGAAUGUUGAACAGUCUCCUCUUUUCAAGCGAGGCUGGGUCUUCCAGGAAAGCGUCCUGUCGUCGCGAGCCGUCUACUUUGGUGCUCCCCAGCUCUUCUGGGAAUGUCGGCGUCAAGCUUUUGCCGAGUCUUGGCCCUUCAAGACUGGCACCCCCCGAGUUCAAGAGCGUCUCACCGAGCCUACUUUGCGAGCCACCGGGGACACCCCUUUUUCCUCCAAGACGGUCUUUGAAGCACUUUGCAACACUGAAGAACAGCAGACAGACGGGUCCCACGAACAGAAAAACAGGGAAAAACACCUAAUCGAGCACACAUUUCCCUCCUUCCUCUGCUGGGAAAAGAUCGUCAAGACCUUCAUCGGCACCUCUUUGACCUUUACCUCCGACCGUCUCUUCGCCGUGGCCGGCAUUGCCCGCGCCAUUGAGCACUUCCGCUCCUUCACCUACGUCACCGGAACCUGGCGUGAGCUCUACCCGCUCGACCUCCUCUGGCGCUUCACCCGCGAGCUGGGCGAGAGAAAGAACGUGGUUUCCGGCUCCAACGCUCCUUCGUGGUCUUGGGCCGCCAAGGAACUUGAUGUGCAGGCGUCGCUGAAAAACAUUGCGAGAAGCGGAAAGAACACACAACGGCCCGCCCAUUGGGAUGGGAACAAGCGAUUCUUGGUCGAGUCGGUUACUAGCGUCGCUUACCUCUCCCAGCUCGUUAAAUACCCUAACCCCCCGUUUGAGUCCAAGUACAGGCCUGAUAAAGAGGGGGAGAUCACAAUUGAUUUGAAGGGCCGCGUGUGCAUGGGCUUGGUGAAGACGGAGCUGGAUAUCCAGGGCUUUCCGCAGGAUCGAUUGUACGUCGCAGGGAAGGAUAAGACGCCCGUUAUUGUGCACAUGGACGAUGACACACCGGCAGAUGGGCUCGAAGUGGUCCUCGUCAUGUUGAUGGAGUGGGAAGGGCUGGUCGGCAAUUAUUGGAAACGACAAUUCCAGGCUGGUUUGGUCUUGGUGGCCAAAGACGAGGGUGAUAAAGGAGGAUCGACCAUUUACCGGCGUGUCGGGGCCUUCAGGACGGGCGAAUUGUCAGAGUGUCCUGUCAAUGCAUUCGACGGAAGUGAAAUGGAGGAGGUGCUGGGUAUUUGCUGA
Molecule: messenger RNA, 2307 nt
Organism: Neurospora hispaniola
Lineage: Eukaryota; Fungi; Ascomycota; Sordariomycetes; Sordariales; Sordariaceae
Product: heterokaryon incompatibility protein-domain-containing protein
Exons: 2
Coding region: 1-2307 (768 amino acids)
Source: RefSeq, a predicted model, not a curated record